GAUGGGCAUUCUGAUAGGAGCUCUGCUAGGCGGCGGUUCGACCCUGCGCAGACGUCAAUCUAGCUCGAAAUAGGUCAUCCAGUCAACAAAGCUUAUAGCAAAGGGGAGAUAAUUUGUUACUUUCGCGCUCUCUGUCAUAAUGGCGGAGCCCGCUUCAUCAAUGGACCAACCUAGUGGUAGCCCAGUUGAAUAUACUGGGCCAGAGAAGUGCGAGGAAAAGAUUGUAACAGCGGAAGAUGAAGUCAUAACUGUACCGUCAGACGAGAGUGAUAUCCAAGAAAAAUCGCCAGUGGAUUUUCUUCAAGCAUGCGUCCGCUGUAGCAGUCUUUACUCGGAGACGAAAUGUCUCCCUAAACUUUUGCCGUGCCUCCAUUCUGUGUGCCCCGGUUGUGUGUUACCAAAGAAAGAUGACCAGGAAAUCGAUGGACCCGUCACUGCUGAUACAGCCCCUCAAAAGUGUCCUUGCUGUGAACACACAUACGACCCCACAAACCUCUGGGACAAUCUCUUCAUCCAGGAGCAGCUUCAGAAGGAUGCCAAACCAGAAGAAGCUGUUGACGGAGAGACAAGCAUCCAUGAAUGUACCGGGUGCGAGGAGAAGGAGACAGGGACAUCCUUCUGCAUUGACUGUAUGGAAUGGCUGUGUGAACAAUGUGUCACAGCACACAGACGGGUCCGUGUCACAAAAGACCACAAAAUUGUCUCAAAAGAAGAGGCCCCUGUUUCUGACAGUGCCAAGCAGAUGGAAUGUUCACUGUACUGCAAGCAACACAAACAGGAGAAGCUUAUGUUCUUCUGUGAGUCGUGUGAUACUCUGACAUGUCGAGAUUGUCAGCUGGUGGAGCAUAAGGACCACAAAUAUCAGUUUCUGGAUGUUGCUGCAGCAAAUUAUAAGAAGUUGCUGCAAGAUCACAUGUUCCACAUGUCAGAGCGAGGAAAGAAACUUGGCCAAGUUCAUCAAGUCAUUGAGUCCAAGAUUCAACAGGUGAAAGAUCAACAUUCACAGAUCGUGCGAGCAGUCCAGGGCCAGGCAGACUUGCUGAUAAAACAGAUUAUUCAGACCGCAAGACAGUUGCUUCAAAAUGUCAAGACGGCUUGUGAGGCCAUGGCAAAGAAAUUGUCUAAGGAAUCAAUUGACCUUAAUAAGAUUCUCGGGAAGUAUGAAUACUGCUCCAGUUUUUUACAAGAGAUUAUGAAAGAUGGAAGUAACAUGGCAUUAUUGUCUUCAAAGGCAUCCGUUUUGAAAGAAUGCGGCAGGAUUUAUACAACUCCUAUAGAAGCCCAGACCGUGAAGACUCAGUUUGUUGUACAGUACAAACACGACAAUCAGUUUUUGUUUGCUAAUCUCCACCGAUUUGGUGCUAUCUUUGUGAACAGUUCACGUUACCAUCCCCAGGACAAAAACAACUCCAAUCAAUCCACACCGAGUCAGCAUUCCUACACCAACCCACCUGCGUAUAGCACCAACCAGAUUCUUGCUGAACACGACAAGGUCAAACGUCAAAAGAUGCUGAUAGCUCUCCAGCAAGCUGCCAGUCAUAUCAGCAACAAUCCCCACAUGCAAUCCCUUCUGCAACAGAAGCAACAAAAUCACGUUCAGCAACAACAGUCUGGUGUACCCACCAGCGUCUCCAACCUUGUGUCGCAAAUGAGAAUGAGCACUGCACAGAAUAAUGGAUGGCCAAGGCAACAGCAAUUGGCAAAUCCAAACCUUCAGUCUCUAAGCAUGCAGCGUGCAUACCAGCAACAACAACAGCAGCAGCAGCAGCAGCAACAACCAUUCCAACCAAUGAGGCUGCAACAUCGUCCAGCCACACAACAGAGUGUAUACGCUAACUCCCAGCAUGCCCAACAACCCAAUCAGAAUUCUGUAAACACACAGUUUAAGAUUCAGCUUCAGCAACAGCAACAACAGCAGUCUCAAGCAAACAGAGGACCCCCUCCACUGAUCCGAAGUCCAAACCAGAGCAGCACUCCCCCCAACAGCAGCGGCGGCAGUCGCCCCUCAUCAGCUGGGUCCUCGGGGUCUGCAUCUGCCCAGAGACCAUCCAGUAAUGAGAACACCACACUCCCAAGUGGUGUGCGCAUCAAACAGGAGAGACGAUCCAGCUUUGAGAUGGACUGUGUCAUCACCGGGGCCAAAGUCAAGGGAGAAAAAACAUCUUCAUCUUGCUCAGGGUCCACCCCCAAGCCAACGCCCGCGACUAGCCCUGGAGCACCACCUGCACCAGCAAGUAACACCCAAGCCCCCACCACCGUACCCCCACCAGUGAGUGUCCCCACUGAUCUCAUGGAUAUUAUGGACGAUAAAGAUCCCGAGAAGGAUCUAGAUGAAGUGUUGGAAAAAUUACCCAUGGAGCUUGAACUGGGGGAGACUUUCGAAGAAAUCGAUGCCUCUCUUCUCACUGCCAACAACCUCAACAAACAACUGGUCACCGCGACCCAGCUGUCCAAGAAAACGGUGGAUUCGCCGGGGAAGAAUGGCGCCACCACCAUGUUCCCAGACAUGAGCUUCAGCGAUCCAAACGAGGAUUAUUGCGCCUGCUGCCACAACGGCGGAGAGGUUCUGUGCUGUGACACAUGCCCCCGUGUGUUCCAUCUGCAGUGCCACAUCCCUCCUCUCAACGCUGUACCAAAUGGCGUGUUCGUAUGUACUCUGUGUGUGACGGGAGACAACAUCCGCAUCAACAGUCCCACCCCUGACGAGUUGCUCAGCAACGGCACCAAACGGAAAGCACCGGGAGGGUUAGGAGAAAUGGAAAUUAAGGUGUGUGAGAGGAUGAUGCUUGAGUUGUUCUGUCAUCCCAGCAGCGUUGCCUUCCAUGAACCCGUCAGCAAGCAGGUUCCAAACUACUACAAGAUCAUCCAGGUGCCCAUGGAUUUCACCACCAUCAAGUGCAAGUUGUCACGGCAACAUUUCAACCAUUACAACUGUGUAGAAGAUUUCCUUGGGGAUGUGAAACUGGUCUUCCUGAACUGCGCAACCUACAACCAGGAAAAUUCUGAAGUAGGCAAAGCUGGCAAGACGGUGAGGGGCUUCUUUGAGGAGCUUGUGUUGAAGUAUCUCCCCCACUACAUCACCUUUGCUAAGAAAUACCCACCAAAGCCCCCUCUCCCUGUGCCAGAGAUCACCAACGGAGAUGGCGUCUCCGACCCCAAGAGACAAAGAACAGAGGAUUUGCUUCAUAUUUCAUGAUGACCAUUGUAUACUGUAGGUACAGGGAUAGACACGACCUGAAACUACGGAUAUUCUUGUAGGACCACUGGUUUUCUCACACGAUGAAUAAUGUCAAUUUAACCAGGAUACCACCGAAUUGAACUGUGGACUUGUUGGAUUUUGCUCACGAGGUCUGUGUGAACAAAACCAGUUCAUUGUUUAAAUGAUCACUGGGACAUAUUUAUUGGAAGUCAUCAAGCUUUGCACAGAGGCUGGAAGUAAUAUGUGACCAAAGUAUGCCAAAAUGGAACUGUUUCUGCACAUGACACUGGUGUUGUAACUAUGGGUCCGGACUUGCAUAUGGAAGAAAAUCAGUGACACUAAAAGUAUAAAAAUUGUGUUAGCUUUGUUUUGUGAUUUAACAGCGCUUGGAAUGAGUGCUCAGUGAAAGCGUUUUAACUUUGUACAAAACAUAUGCUCCCUAUAUCAUUUGAUGUCAUUGCAACAACCUGGCAGUAUUCUCCAACCACUGUGAUGCAGGAAUCUUGUGGAACACCCUCGUGCAUUGUGGGAAGUGACAAUUUGAAUGUGUAUAUACAGUCGACUACCAAAGCCCUGAUAUUCAACACAAGAGUGAAGUUUGAGAUAGGCAUGUCGAUGAACAUGGUGGAUGUGGUUUGACUGUUUCGCUUUGACACUAACAGUAUUUUGAGAAACAUGCGAUCCUGGGCGUUAACCAUGUACUUUGUCAAAAUACAAAAUCAACUUCGACACUAAGGUUGCAAUGUUAUAUGUGAAAAAGUGACACUUGUGUUAAGGAGUGAAUGCCAUCAUUAAAGAAUGGUGAGAGACCCACCAAAACACAUUGGUUAACCUCAUCUGUUUUUAAUAGAUGGAGGCCUGUUGUAUAUUGUACAUACCAUCAGAAAUCACCUUUAAAGCAAAUCUUCAUACCAUCGCUGUAUUUAUCUGAUUCAUUAUAUUGACACCUCGGAAGAACACUCCCUCACUCUGACAGAUGGAAUCACAGGACACUGAUAUCAUGGGAGUGGUCACAUCCUUGGAAUGGACAAUAGGUUGUAGGACUGAUUUUGUCUUGGUAAAGUUGAAUAUGCUCAACAAUCAUACAGAAGUCUUGUUAGUCUUGUUUUCGUCUAGAAUUGUAUAUGUGGAAAGGCUUGGCCGAUCUUAGAGUUAAACAAAUGAAAUUACUUAAGCUGCGUAGUCUCUUAUGAAAGUUACUUACAUCAUAUGAAAUAGAUUUUUUUGUGAUGGAAAGUAUCAGUUGCUAGACUAGGCCACAUUGUGUUUGAAACUGAGACAAUGUGUCUGUGUAAUUAGGGUAACGAUUCAUGGUUUAGUGUAGACAAAGAGCCUCUGAAAUUCAUGCUAGUCUGCCAGCCCGAGAGUUGUGCUGAGGACAAGUAAAUAUUCAAUGAUGGUAGUAUAGUAGCAUUUGAGGAUAAUACUUUUACCGAUUUUGAAACUUGCUACAAACCGAGGAUUAGUGAAAUAAGGUUAACACUAGUCGUCUGGACUAUUCUUGAGAGAAUAGUUGGAAGAAUAUGGUUGGACAAAGUGCGUUUUGAAUUACUUAAAUAAAACUUUAUGGAACUGCACGUUCCCAUUUUAGGAUUCACUGCCAUUUUGUGAGUUUGUUUACAACAAAAUUAACAGUUAUGAUUGUCUGGCCAUGCGGUCAUGUAUUGUACAAAAUGUUACCCUCCAAGGACCUAUGUUUCAAGCUACUGCCAUGUAUAUUAUGUCAUUCAGUUGGUACAGACUGGGAUGUUGCUAAGCUGCUUAAUACAUUUCACAGAUCCAAGUAAUUGCGACAAAGUUUUCCUUACGUCUUAGAUUGCUGUAUGAAGAAAGUCAUCUGUUCUCGAGGUCUGUUAAAUAACUGUAACUGCCCUAUCAGUAAUAUAGUUUCAUUGUUUCAAAUUGAACCAGAAUGGAUGGUGAAGUUUGACUGGAAUUCCAAGCGCAUGAUUAUUUUAUCAGAAUGAAAACAUCUGUGGUCGUUUGACAGUAAAAUCCAUAGUAAUGUCUCAUUGAUUUUGAAAUUCCUUAUUUAACUUAAACUUCAGUACAUUGUAUUAUAUGAUACAAACCUGUUGUGUGUAACACAUAUUGCCAUAAAUUUAUUUUAAAUUAUUCUGUAUAGUGCUAUAUUUGUAUUUGUAUAUAUUUUUAUACAUGUACAUACAGUUUGCAUACAAAAUUAAUUUGUUAGAGAAAACAGGAGACCAGGAAAAAUUGUUUUAUCUGUCAAAUUUGUUGAUGAAUCAGAUGUAUUAAUGACAGCACAUGAUUCUGAUUCGGUUCUAUUCUUUGGUUUUCUCAUCAGUAGACCAGUGUGAAUUGCUUUACCAUGUUGUAAUACCAUUGAACAAACUACCUAAAUAGUAUUAUUUCCCCAUUGUUCUGUUUAACAGAUUAAUCUUUUCGACAUGUUCAAGCUUCAGUGGCUUGGUUUGAAUGUAUUACAUGUGGUGCAAAACUAGUAAGGACUUGACAAACAGGAUGUUUUCCUUCUGACAUGCAUGUAGCCGCUAUCUUCUAAUUCAAGGAUCGGGGCGGUCGGGUAGCCUAGUGGUUAAAGCGUUCGCACGCCACGCCGAAAACCCGGGUUCGAUUCCCGACAUGGGUACAAUGUGUGAAGCCCAUUUCUGGUGUCCCCCACCGUGAUAUUGCUGGAAUAUUGCUAAAAGCGGCGUAAAACCAUACUCACUCACUCACUCAUUCAAGGACAAAGGAUAUUUGGGUAAAGCUACUCCCAACACAACAAACCCUAAGAAUCGAAGAACCGUGCAAGAUCAGUGAAGCGAUACUAAUAUUUAUCUUGAGAUGUAUCUCGUUUUCUGAGGUUUUUUCAACCUCUUACGAAAUAUUUUUGAUAAACUAAAGGUUAAGUGUGGAGACUAUUGAAAGAAUUAUUUCACCAAAGACUGAUUUGUUACAUAUGCAGAUGUUACAUAUGACACUAGAUUUUGUCCAACCAUACACACAUUUACCUGACUGUGAUGUAUUGAGUUAACAUUGACCAUUUGUUUGUUUGAAAUACUAAAGGUUUUGCUUCAAAAGUAAUCAUUAUUUCCUUAAAUAUUGAAGGGAACCAACCAAUCAAAACUUUGAUUGGUCCAGGGAAAUGAAACUAGUCACAAUUUGUUUACAUGACAUACCAUUGCCAGUACUUACCAAAUGAAACCUUUUCAUACUUUCAUACCAUAUUUCUGUAUAAAUAAACCAUUGAUGUGC
Messenger RNA from Haliotis rufescens (red abalone), 6418 nucleotides. Its product is annotated as E3 ubiquitin-protein ligase TRIM33-like. The coding region runs from base 140 to 3196 and encodes 1018 amino acids. Gene Ontology annotation, molecular function: zinc ion binding; protein binding. The transcript has 10 exons. NCBI's taxonomy places the organism in Eukaryota, Metazoa, Mollusca, Gastropoda, Lepetellida, Haliotidae. The record is from RefSeq and is a predicted model, not a curated record.